AAUAUUUGGAAAUGAGGCACCUGCGAGGAUAAAAGGAGACUGAUCAUGUGACUGUACAAAAUGGCCGCGUUCAGUAGCACAUGAACCCUGCACCUGAGCUGUGGUAAUAUUCUCUUCGAAGUUAGACCAGUGUUUUAGCAUUGUAAAGAUUUUGAAUAUACCUUCUACGAAAUAAAAAGAUGACAGCCUUAAAUGGCAUAAAAGUUAUUGAACUUGCUGGUCUGGCACCAGGCCCCUUCUGUGGAAUGAUACUAGCAGACUUUGGAGCUAAAGUAAUCAGAGUGGACAGGAUCAAAGCUCCACAAGAUGCAAGUCAACUUGGGAGGGGCAAACUUUCCAUUGCUGUUAACUUGAAGAAGACUGAAGGAGUUGCAGUAGUGAGGAAACUUUGUAAAUCAGCAGAUGUAUUGAUUGAGCCAUUUAGAGCAGGUGUUAUGGAAAAACUAGGCCUAGGCCCUAAAAUAUUGUUAGCAGAUAAUCCAAGCCUUGUGUAUGCUAGAUUGACUGGGUUUGGGCAGAGUGGACCUUAUGCCCAAAUGGCAGGACAUGACAUCAAUUACUUAGCAGUAGCAGGUGUCCUCUCUACCCUUGGAAGAAAAGACCAGAAUCCCACACCACCUGUCAACAUACUUGCAGACAUGGCAGGGGGUGGCAUGACCUGUGCCCUGGGGAUCACAAUGGCACUACUGGAGAGGAACAAGUCUGGGCUGGGACAAGUCAUUGAUUCCAAUAUGGUGGAAGGCUCAGCAUAUCUUAGUUCUUUCUUAUGGAAGACACAAGAUAACCAAUGGAUUUGGAAUAAACCAAGAGGAGGAAAUGUUUUGGACUCCGGUGCACAUUUUUAUGAUACAUAUAAAACCAAAGAUGGACUGUACAUGGCUGUUGGUGCAAUAGAGCCUCAAUUUUAUUCCAAGUUUAUUGAAGGACUAGGAUUGAGUUCAGAUUCCAAUGAACAAUAUUCAGAUUGGGAUGAAAUGAAAGAAAAAAUUGCCAAAAUUUUUGCAACAAAAACCCGUGAUGAGUGGUGUCAGAUAUUUGAUGGCACUGAUGCUUGUGUCACCCCAGUGCUUGGUCUUGAGGAAGCUGCAUCCAAUCCACAUAAUAAGUCCAAACAGACAUUUUUAUCUAGCCCCAAUGGAAAAUCUGAGCCCAUCCCAGCACCAAGAUUGUCCCGGACACCAGGAAUGCCCUCCUCCACUUCUCAGCCUCAUAUUGGUGAACACACUAGACAAGUACUCUAUGAUGCUGGUUACAGUGAAAAAGAGGUCGAUCAGCUGGAGAAUAGUGAGGCUGUUGAAUGCCAUAAACACCAAUCAAAACUCUAGACAAUUUUUUAUUCGUGCCUAAAAAGCAUUGCUUGAUUGGUGUUCACUUUUCAUGUGCAUUCCUGUCUUUUAAAAUGUGAUCAUGUUAUAUGAUAUUAUAACAACUUGUGCAUAUUCAAACUUUCCAUUAUUCAGGUAACAGGACAGUUAACUGCCAAAACAGCAGUGCCUUUGCCAGUCACUUGUUUUUUUACUAAAAAUGCAUGUAGAAUAUUAUCAGCAGUUCAAAUCAUAAUUGAAGUGCUUCACUGAAAAUUUGUUCUUGCAUUCUUAGAAAUUAUUCAUGCAUUUUUGAUAGUGCCAACAAAUGCAUUUUUAAGUAAAUGUCAAGUAUUUUUUGAUAAUUCCAACUUUAGAAUUUUGCACAACUUUUAAUCUUUAUAAUCUUUAUAUGCCUUUUCUGUAAAU
This is a messenger RNA of Lingula anatina, 1733 nucleotides long. RefSeq names its product alpha-methylacyl-CoA racemase. Gene Ontology annotation, biological process: bile acid metabolic process. NCBI's taxonomy places the organism in Eukaryota, Metazoa, Brachiopoda, Lingulata, Lingulida, Lingulidae. The record is from RefSeq and is a predicted model, not a curated record. Gene Ontology annotation, molecular function: alpha-methylacyl-CoA racemase activity. Gene Ontology annotation, cellular component: mitochondrion.